AUGAACAGUAUAUGGGGACUAACAACCCAUCUCAUAAAGUCACUACCCUUCACAGCCCGUGCCUAUCCAAAACUAGUCCGUCAUGGAGCUUCCUUAACUGCACCAAGUUCAAUCACUAAAAUAACAAAAGCACCACCAAUUGCUCAUUCACCAAAUGAAGCAAGAUUAAGAAAAAGAUUACCAUCAAGAACUGGUCUUAUUGCUAUAAAACGUGGUAUGGCUCCAUAUUUUGAUAAGAAAACUGGUGAAAAAUUUGGAGUUACUUUAUUACAAGUUGAAAAUUUAGAAGUCUUGUAUAAUAAGACACCAGAAUUAAAUGGUUAUUAUGCUGUACAAAUUGGAUAUGGUAGUAAAUCUCCAUAUAAGACAUCAAGAGGUUUAUUAGGACAUUUUGCUAAAGCUGGUGUUAAUCCAAAAUCUUUUGUCAAAGAAUUUCAAGUUAAAGAUGAAUCUGGUUUAUUACCAAUUGGUACUGAAUUAAAAGUUAAUCAUUUCCAACCAGGUCAAUUAAUUGAUGUUAAAGGUGUUUCAAAAGGUAAAGGUUUCGCAGGUGUUAUGAAACGUUGGGGUUUCAAAGGUCUAAGAGCUUCACAUGGUACUUCUAUUAUGCAUAGACAUGGUGGUUCUUAUGGUCAAAAUCAAGAUCCUGGUCGUAUUGAUAAAGGUAAAAAAAUGCCUGGUCAUAUGGGUAAUCAAAAUAAUACUAAACAAAAUGUUAAAGUUGUUGAAAUUGAUGAAGAAAAUGGAUUUUUAUUGGUUAAAGGUGGUGUUCCUGGUCCAAAAAAUUCUUUUGUUAGACUUCAAGAUGCUAUAAAACAAAUCAAACAAUAG
Molecule: messenger RNA, 831 nt
Organism: Hansenula ciferrii
Lineage: Eukaryota; Fungi; Ascomycota; Saccharomycetes; Phaffomycetales; Wickerhamomycetaceae
Gene: MRPL9
Product: mitochondrial 54S ribosomal protein uL3m
Exons: 1
Coding region: 1-831 (276 amino acids)
Biological process (GO): translation
Cellular component (GO): mitochondrial large ribosomal subunit; ribosome
Molecular function (GO): structural constituent of ribosome
Source: RefSeq, a predicted model, not a curated record